This is a messenger RNA of Cavenderia fasciculata, 7566 nucleotides long. RefSeq lists its product as uncharacterized. The record is from RefSeq and is a predicted model, not a curated record. The coding region runs from base 1 to 7566 and encodes 2521 amino acids. NCBI's taxonomy places the organism in Eukaryota, Evosea, Eumycetozoa, Acytosteliales, Cavenderiaceae. The transcript has 6 exons.
AUGAAAUUAAAUACAGGUUCAUCAACAACCUUUUUGGUACAGAUGUUGGCAGUAUUUAUUUUAUUGUUAGCAUGCCAAGAUAGUUUUGUUUUGGCACAAGCAAAAAAGAAUCCAAACAAUGGACAUUGGUAUUCAUUCUUUAGUGGUUCAUAUUCCACUUGGACUCUUGCUAUGACUGCUAUUAAUGGUCAACCAGCACAAGAAACAACCAAAAUGCCACAAUUAGCAACAAUUAAUUCAAAAGAAGAAUGGGAUUGGAUUGUUGCCAAUCUUGUAAUCAAUACAAACUUUUUUAUCUCUGGUAUAAAGGACGGUAGUGAUGGUAUUAACUUUAACAGUGGCCGUGAAUCAUCUACUCAAUACUAUGCAACUGGUAGUGGCCAAAGUAUAUCCUUUACCAACUGGGGUGUCAAUUCACCAUCGUUGGUUACGACCGAUGUGUACACCUUGGUUGCCGGCGCAACUAGACUAUGGCAAAACACUGCCUACAUCUCUGGGACAAAUACAUUCUUGAUCGAGUGGGUACCCCAAUCCGAGGUCUAUGUCAGACCAGCCAUCACAAAUGGAGAGACCUUUAACUUGGCCCCACCGCUUGGAACCUUCUUUACUGGUAGCACCAUGACCUACAAGUUUAUCGAUUCCUCUUCGGCUGCCGAGAUCUUUACUUGCAGUGGUGUACGUAUGUCCGCUGUAACCUGUGCCAUCCCAGCAGGUACCGGUGCCAUCACCUAUGACAUUAUCCAAACCGAUGGAACCAACACCAACACCAUCAAGUACUGGAGAUACCAAAUGCCACAAAUUGAUAUGGUGUACCCCGGCGCUUCAGGCACUGUCAUCACUCUGUCUGGUAAAAACUUUGGUACUGGAAGUGACGCCAGUCUACUCAAUAUCAAGGUUGCCGGUGCCGUUUGUACCAGUCCAUCCAUCAUUGUUCCACAUAUCGCUGCUGUUUGUACUGUCGCAAGUGACUUUACCAUCCCUGCUUCCAUCUCUCUUGGAACUGUUCCACCACUUAUUAGUACAAUGCAAACUGUUUAUGAUAAAAAUAGUUUAACAGCAUUUAGAGUUUCAACAACUCAUUCGGCAACUCAACAAGUUAAUUCAGCAACAACAACAAGAUGGUUAAAUUCAUAUCCAGUUGAAGGAGUUACAUUGAGAUACCUACCAAUCUUUACUAAUUUGGCCAGUUACAAUAACUUUAGAGCCGUUGUACCUAGUACCUCUGUAUCGACCAUGUGGAUCGCUUUAAAGUCUUCUUCUGCCACUCAAGUUGCCAUUGACAAUCAGGGUGGACCAAACAACGGUGCUCAAGUAUUUGUUUCCACUGGUACCACUUGCAGUGCCAUGAUCUAUUGUCCAGGUACCUUCCCAGCCUUUACUGCAAUGAACCAAUACUUUUACUUUGCCACUGUAAACAGUGCCUAUUUCAGAGAGACAUCCACCACUGCCCGUUCCGUCGUCGGUUCCUAUGGUGUCUUGCCAACCAUCUCUGAUACCACCGUUCGUUAUGUCAAUACUACUGGUGGUACUGUGACUCAGGUCGUUGCCACGACCGUCGGUUUCAUUUACACUCAGGUCAGUGCCACCAUCGAUGGUGUAGCCAUUACCGCCACCAAGUCUAGAGUUCCAUUGGCCGUGUAUCCAGUCAUCCCCGCUGGCACUGGUGUCAACAAAAAGAUGAAAUAUAUCUUUGAAGGAUCCAUUCAAUUGAAUGGUGGUGAUGUAUCUUACAACAGACCAUUCCUUGAUUUUAUCACUCCCUCUGUCAUCCCAACUGCCGGUGGUCGUGUAACUAUGAAUGGUUUCAACUUUGGUACUAAUACUGCCUUGGUCUCUGUUACUGUUGGUGGCACAGACUGUGGAAUCGUCAUGUGUGAUGCUCCUGCUGGAUCUGGUACCAACAAGAUUGUUCGUGUCACUGUCGACUCGCAACUCCAACCAAAUACCUUUACCGUCAAUUAUGCCGCUCCCAUCGUCACGACCACUUCCAACACCUUGAACAGUCUCACCGUGACAGGUGUCAAUUUCGGUACCGUACCAAGUGUUGUCGCUGUCAAACUACCCAACAUUGCCGGCAUUACCGCAACCUCAGUCACUGAAACAAGUAUCAUCGUGACAAUGCCCAAUGUUGGAGUACUCAAUGGAAACAUACAAGUGACAGUCAGCGGCCAAACAUCCACAGCCAUCCCAUACCAAUUGGUUCCACAAAUUGUUUCGCAAACAGUGAAACCCCCAACCACUGGUGGUAUGACCACUGUCAAGGGUCUCUAUUUGAACCAACUCAACUCUGCCGGUCAACCAACCGUAACCAAUUUAAUUGUAAACGGUGUCACAACACCAGUCAACGCUUACAGCGUUGAUUCUACCAACACCUACAUGAGCUUUAUGUUGCCAGCCGGCACAGGAGGCAGUAUUCUUUGUGUCUUCUUUAUUGACAGUCGUUCAACCAGCUUCACGGUGGCCUACCAAAGUCCAACUAUCACCUCGAUCACUCAAAAUGGUCAGUCAUUCACUGUUGUCGGUACUGGUUUCGGUACUGAUCCAACCAGAAUAGAGUUGUAUGCUCCAGCAUACGGCGGAGUAUCUGGUGCAGUCAUGACAGUUGCUCAAACCGAAUUUACUAUAAAUGUGCCAGCCGUUGCUCAAAAUGGAGGGUUCUUUGUCUCUAUCGACUCUGUCUUUUCGAAUCCUUACAAUGGUUUGACACUCACUCCCAUCCUUUACUCGGCCGACCGUCCACUUGCAGCUGGAGGAGCACUCAAGAUCUGGGGUUACUAUCUCCAAGGUUCAUCGCCAUCACCAACCAUCACGGUCAAUGGUCUCAAUUGUCCACUCACUGCUAUGGGUACUGAUGCACCCAAUGCCACCUUGACGUGUGCAGCUCCUGUUGGCGUUGGUGCUAUCACUAUUGUCGUUACCCUUGCAGGCAAGUCUGCUGUCAUUACCUCUUCCUAUGCCUCCCCAAUCAUCACCGGUGUGACCACCACUAAUACAUCGAUUAGUUUGGUCGGUAAAAACUUUGGUAAUGCAUUGGCCUAUAUCCUCAUCCCAGGUCUUCCAUUCCCAGGUACCUUUAUCACCAUCCCCAAGGUUCCAGCCAAUGAUCAGAGUGUCAUCUUUGAUUUGAAAGAACUUCCAUUGAACGGUCCUGUCACUUUGAGUGUUAGUGGUCAAGUGUCUAAUCCAUACAAAGCCGUAUACCGUCCCAACGUACUUUCCAUGACCGAAGUACCAACCGUCGGAGGUUCGAGUAUUACAAUCAUGGGUACUGCUCUGAAUACCAUUGACUCUACUGGAGCCGCUCUCACUACAUCGGUCACUAUCGAGGGUGUUGAUUGUCCCAUUACCGACACCUACUACAGCACUACCAAUACAUUCUACGUGUGUACAGCUCCAGCUGGAACUGGGUACAAAAUGGCCACCGUCUUUGUAGACGGUCAAACUGCUCAAUUCGACUACAAGUAUCAGUCUCCCAUCGUCACCUCGAUCGAACAAUCGAGUGAUGGAGAUUGCUUCUACAUUCGUGGAAGUAACUUUGGUCCAUCUUCCUCUCUUGCCUCAGUAUCUUUGGCUGGGGUUACCUAUAGUGCUCUUGCAACCAAUGAUACCACCAUUACCAUCACACAAGAUGCAGCCACUAAAAAUGGAGCUGUCUUUGUGACUGUCGAUACAUUGGUCUCUAAUACCAUCUAUCUCUCAUUGACUCCAUCCAUCGUGUCUGUCACCUCUGCCAGCACUCAAGGAGGAUCUGUUACUAUCACUGGAAAUUUUGUCCAAGGUGUACGUUCAAACGGUACAUCUGCCACCACACAAAUCUCUAUUGGCGGUAACCCAGCAGCCUUUGUCAACUCAUUUUACAAUGGUACCACUGUAUCCUAUAUGGUUGUCACUGCACCCAUCGGUGUUGGAAAGGACCUACCUAUCAAUGUAACCAUUGACAAUAUCUCAUCGGCAACUGUCAACUUGUUUGCCUAUAGCCCACCAACCGUCUCAUCCUAUUAUCAAGGUGCUGAUAACUGUGUAACUGUAUCUGGUAACAAUUUUGGUCCAGAUAUUGAAUCGAUUUCAUUCUUGGUCAAUGGUCAAUCUGAACCAGCCGUUGCUCUUGUCACUCCACAUAUCAAGGCAUCGUUCCUUGCCGUGCCAUCACUCAAGAAUGGUAUUGUCAGUAUUGUUGCAGGUGGUCAAGAAGCUAUCCAAAGUAUUCCACUCUUAAUGACACCAGUUAUUGCUUCCUACAUUGGUCUCUCCCUCACCGGUGGUAGUAUUACUAUCCUCGGACAAUACCUCAACAAUGUAGAUUAUCUCGGUGCUGCUCUCGACGUUGGUGUGACUAUUGGCAACUUGCCAUGUACCAAUCCAACUACAACCGGUACUACACUAACAUGUCUUGCUCCAGGUGGUCUUGGUGGUAAUGUAGACAUUGUCGUCACGAUCGCAACCAAGUCGGCUACCUCUGCUGCAACAUUCCCAGCACCCGUCAUCAACACAAUGUCACCAACUCAAAACUUGGCUGAUAAUAGUAUUACACUCGUCGGUUCAAACUUUGGACAAGAUUUUAAUCAAAUUUAUAUCAAUAUGCCAGGUUCUCAAACUGCACUAUCUCCAAACCAAUUUACCAAUGGCGAUACUCUUAUUGUCAAGAUUCCAAGUAAUGCCAAAUCUGGAGAUGUCUCGAUCACUGUCUUUGGUCUUGUUUCCAAUUCAAUGCCUUUGGUUAUUAGCCCUGUCAUCACUACUGUUGCUGAUCUCCAGUCUUUCCCAACCAGUGUUAUCAUGUCUGGACAGUUCUUCCUUACCACUCGUGCCAACGGUACCGACACUGACGUCGUCCUCACUUAUGACUCUCAAAUCAUUUCAUCUGACAAAUAUAAUGUUGGAUCCAACAUGGUGAUUGUUGAAAUGCCAGGAGGUACUGGUACCAACCACUCUUUUGUUUUGACUAUUGACGGUCAAUCCUCUACCUUUUACGUUGAUUAUCCAGUUCCAGAGUUGUAUGCUGCCGAACAAGAUAUCUCUUCCACCUUCCACUUUACUCGUUCUUUAGAGUUGACUGGAGCAUCUUUUGGUUUUGUCAAAUCUGAUGUUCAAGUCAUUCUCAAGAAUCAACCAUCCGUCGUCAUUCCAAUUGAUACAAUGAACAAUGAAACUAUCUUUGCCACACUUCCAUCGUUUGCUCUCAACGAUAUUGCCCUCGUCAACGUGUCUGGUCAGCUCUCUAAUCAAACCAUUUUCGAAUUUGGUCCAAUCCUCAGAUCGAUUACCUCUGCCGAUGCAGAAGGUGGUGAGAUCAAGAUUGGUGGUCACUAUUUAAAUACUGUCAAUGCAACUGGAUCAGCCAUCACUAUUACAGUCAUGUUCCCAGGUAACACCCCAUGUACCAAUGUCGUAAAGAUUGCCGAUGACCUCGAUAUGAGUUAUAUCACGUGUAUGGCUCCUCCAGGUACCGGUAUCACCAAUAACGUAAAGGUUACAGUCGGUGAUAUGUCUGAUAACAUCAACUUUGCCUAUGGUGCACCUGUCAUCUCAUCGGUUAUUGUCACUGAUUCCAAUACCGUUUCAAUUAUUGGAAAGAAUUUUGGUACUGUGCAAUCGGGUGUUUCAGUCUAUGUUGGUGCCAACACUCAGACAUUCACCUUUGUCAACAGUACAUUCCUCACAUUCAAUGCUGAUGAACAAAAUAAGAAUGGACCAAUCACUGUCAAGCUUAUUGAUGGUCGUAUUUCAAAUCCAGUCGAAAUGCAUUUGACACCUCUCAUUACAUCAGUCACCAAGCCAAUCAAAACAACAGGUGACCUAUUGACUAUUGUUGGUUCAUUUUUGAAUCCAACUAGAUUGGAUGGAUCAUCAACCAAUGUCACAGUAGUCAUUGUCGAUUUAAAUCAACAAUGUACCAAUGCUGUCGCUACUGGUUCAUCUAUUACUUUUUAUAUUGACCAAAAGGCAUCACCAUCAACAGUCCAAUUCUCAUAUAUUGCACCUUUAAUCAGCAGUGUUGUUCAACAAGGUAGUAGUGAUGAUCUCGUUACAAUCAACAAUCAAAUCAUUGCAACAACAUUGGUAAACCCAGCAACUUUGUUUGCUAAAUUGACAGGUCCAUCAAAGAAUGGAGAUAUUAUAGUCAAUGUUGACGGUCAAGAUAGUAAUACUCAACCACUCAGCAUCAAGGCAUCUGUCACCUCUAUCACAUCCACCUCACCAUAUGGAGGUGUUGUUGAAUUAGUUGGUAAAUACCUUUGGACUACAAGAUUGGUUUCAACUCCAACAACCAUCUCUAUUCAAAUUGGAGGAGUAGAAUGUACAUCACCAGUUGCCAAUGGAAGUGAUGGAACCAAGUUGAAAUGUACUCUUGGUGAUGCAAGUCAAUUUGAAUCUGAUAUUGAAUUAUCAAUUGAUUCUGUCGGUGCCAAUGCAAUUGCCACCUACACUAGCAAUCCACCAGUUCUCACAUCGAUUUCAUCUUCAUACUACCUCGUCUCAAGUGUCGUCACCAUCGUUGGUAAUGAAUUCUAUUCACCAUCUUCAGUUACCAUUGGAGGUAGUCAAUGUGGUGGUGUUGUAGUUGUCGAUGCACAACAUAUUACUUGUACAUUUGAUAGUAAAGUCGGUAACAAUGCAACUUCAACUUUGGAUGUCACUAUUGAAUCUGGUAAUUCAGAUGAAAUUACCUUUGCCGGAGUAUUCAAAUACACAUUGUUACAAUGUUUGAACUCAUGUUCAUCACAUGGAACCUGUGUCAGCUCUGGUCAAUGUCAAUGCAACAAUGGAUACAGUGGAGCUGAUUGUUCAAUCACAUACAGUCAAUCAUUGGUGUCGGGUGACUCUGGAUCAGUGUCAGGAGGUAAAUUCACAAUGUUUAACAACUCUAUGGAAUUCCUACUUUCACACAUUCAAGAAGUUCGUCAAGACAAUACUAUCGUUCAAACUAUUCCACUCACCAAAUGGGACGUAUAUGAUGAGUACGGUAAUACAACCGUUUACAACUCAACAUCAACCACUCACAACAUUGAACUCUAUGUCACCAAACAUUCAACAGCAUCUGUUCAAUCAUUCCUAGGUGAUGAUCUUGUCAUCCCAUCCAACUCUAUCAAACAUUUUAUGACUAUUGAUCGUUUUACAUUUGAAUCGAUCAACUCAUCACUUCGUAUCAUCUAUCAAUUCAAAUCACCAUCACAAAUUGAAUACAACUGCGACAAUGAAACCACCAAAUAUCAAUACGAUACAUCAUCAUCAACAACAACCAUCAAAUCAUAUACUAUCGACACACCAGUCGGUACAAUGAUGGCAUCAUUCAGCAACCGUGCCAAUAUUGAUGACACCAACGCAAUUGUAACAUCCAUUCAAGCAAUCACAUCAGUCGAUUCAACAACACAAUCAACAGCAGGCGUCCAAUACAUUGCCAUCCAAGUUCCAUCGUUUGGAGAUUUUGUUGAAAUCGAUCCAAUAUUCUCAGCCACUUCAAAGACUGCCCCAUCAACCGAUGCAUGUGUUAUUUCAUCUUCAUCCAUCACCACACCAAUCUUACUUCUAUCCAUUGUCGUUUCGAUUAUCUCACUUGUUUUUUAA